Messenger RNA from Parathielavia appendiculata, 1280 nucleotides. RefSeq lists its product as uncharacterized. Bases 445 to 858 code for a protein of 137 amino acids. The record is from RefSeq and is a predicted model, not a curated record. Lineage: Eukaryota; Fungi; Ascomycota; Sordariomycetes; Sordariales; Chaetomiaceae. The transcript has a single exon.
UUCCAAUGGUGACACGCCGCUCCGGCUCCUCAGGACCUGCACUCGAUUGCCUCGACAUUUGGCGACUCCACGCUUGAAGCAUCGGCAGGCGCGUGAGGGCUUGGAGCAAACUGAGCGGGACACGUGGGCUACCUUCCCUUUGCUUAGUGAUAAGUAUGAUGUCCUGAAACGCUUGGCUCAUGGCCAGAGGAUUUAGUCGUGGGCAAUGGUUAAUAUUCUUGCGAGUCGUGAUGUUAAAACACUCAAAUCGAGUCUCGACGGCGGGGGUAAGAAAGAACCGGAAGACACAGAAAGAGCUCAGAAGAAGUGCAGGCACGGGUUGUCAUCCCACAACCCGCAAAUGGAUAAGACAUACGAGCGCCUACUCCACCCGCGGCAGCGGGGAGAGCCCCAAGCUUCCCCAUCUGUCCCGAAUCCCGCAAACCUUGACCUCCCCGCGCAACAAUGAGGGGCACACCACCACCAGCCUUCGUUUGCUCGGCCAUCGAAUUCUUGGCUGAAGCCGACGUUCUCGCAAGCAACGUCCGAGGGCGCGCAUCCAAGGCGCAAAUACAGUUAGAUCAACGGGGCAAGGACGAGGAUGUGAUCGCCUGGCGCGAGGCAACAUCACAGAGAAUCAGAAAAGCAAGCGCGAAGAGUACUUCGUACACCGUCAGAAAAUCAUGUCCGAUUUUGUUCAUUCAGGACCAAGGCAAGGCCUGCCGUUCCCAAGUCCCUGAUGCGAAGAAUAACGCGCACUGUGCAGCAGCGCGUAGUGUAAACGCAUACACUACAGGUUCACGCGUCUCCCAGAAGCAUCGCACGAGGCUGCUAGCAGGCAAAUGCAGUAGCAUUGAUGAUGGCCUCACAUCGCGCUGAGGCUAACCGAGAUGGCCCUGCGCGAUACCAAUCCUUGGCACACGACCGGCACAUAGCUUGCCAAGGUCAUGGGUCACCAUCGGACGACACCAGCGCCACGCUAACGUUAGCUGUCUUUCAAAUCGAGCUUCAAAUCUGAGCGAAGGGGGACGUUGUCAUUCUCUAGACUAUAUUUGCUUCAAACUUCUUGCGGCCCACAACGAUUUCCGACUGCAUCGAGGGAUAGUCCACGAGAACCUCAUCGGAACCCUUCUUUGUGGAACGGAGUGAUCGCGAACCAGGCUCCGGGAUCUGGGAGAGCUGGACAAACUGUAUAGACCGUUCCUGCGACGGAGUGGCUUUUCGGACGAAGGGUCGGAGAAUAGGGAUCGAUGCAGCAAUUAUGCUCACGGCGGGCUCAGCGACACCGAAGACCUUGAUAU